AUGAAUACAGCUGUGCGAUGGCGACCAGCUCGUAUGACUGCGACUAUGAUAAGCCGUAUUCGCCGGAAUCUCUUGAACCGGGAGACAAUGAUUUGGGCGCGAUCUAUACGCCAUCACCGGUACGGCAUUGCGCGAGUGCCACAGCUACAUCGAGAAACGCUGUAUCGCAAGCAGAUGGUGAAACAGAUGGCUCAUCGUCAAGUGUUAUUAUCGAUUUGGAUGAUGCCGGCUCGACAACCUCAAGCGUCAAAGCCUCCUCCCAUACCGAAGAGGAAACAGAAGGGAACGACAAGACGGAGGAAGAAGUGGAAGUUGAUGACGAUGGUUUCGGAGAAAUAAUCGCAAGUGCACUGAUCGAGCAGCUUGCAACUACCGCUGAAAGUGAGGUACGGCGUCGACCGUACGGCACUUCGGUUGGACAUGAUUGUGACGAACUGCGAAAUAUGUUAGCAGUUGCUGUUCGACAGGACAAGCAUGAGCGGGAACUGCGCAAGAAUCAGAUUGCUCAGUUUAUGAGCUUUCAGAAACGAUCUCUUCUGACUGGUGUCGGAGUGUUGGUUGUGGAACUGUGCGCGCAAACAACUUCAGCUGAGGCAUCACCUAAAGAAAGGGUUGUGCUGGACCGUUUUGGUCGCAGACUAAGGACGAAAGAGAAUCAGCCGAGGACAUGGCAGUAUCAUCCGGAAAUUGUUCGAACCAAUGGUAACAUUUUGUGGUCAGAACAGGCUGAGCUCGAAGCAAAUCGAAUUGAAGAGCUUGCUACAGGAGGUUAUAUUCCACCGGAACAUGAAAUUGAUGCCGAAUCUUACGAAGUUGAGGUUGAAAAGAUUCCAUUGCCCGGUGAAUUGAGUGGUGGCAUCCCUGCGCGAUUUGACAAGUAUGGCUUUUUGCGUCAACCGAAACUUUCACUGGAUACGACGACAUUUCCAAUCCGAUUACAAGACGGUGUGCUACUCAGUGAACUUCCUCCUCCGCCUGCUCAUCCCACUGCUCCUGAUGAAAUUCGAAAAGCUAUCCGUGCAAAAAUGGUGCGAUGUAAAAUAUGCAAGAACAGAUUCAUUGAAAAGAAUUUGUAUGAGCGACAUUUGCGGGAUAAACAUCACACCGAAUAUUUGGCGUAUUUAAUACAGCAAGAAGAGGAGAUUGCUGAGCAGAGACAGGCUGAGCUCGAAGCAAAUCGAAUUGAAGAGCUUGCUACAGGAGGUUAUAUUCCACCGGAACAUGAAAUUGAUGCCGAAUCUUACGAAGUUGAAGUUGAAAAGAUUCCAUUGCCGGGUGAAUUGAGUGGUGGCAUCCCUGCGCGUUUUGACAAGUAUGGCUUUUUGCGUCAACCGAAACGUUCUUACAAGAAAAAGGUUUCGCCGCAAUGUCCAUUUUGCGACAAACGAUUCCGGAACGAGGUUUCACUGAAGAAGCAUUUUGUGAAGAAGCAUCCUGAAGGCGUGGAAUUUGUUCAGUGCUUGCGAUGUUUCAAAGCAAUUAAAACAAAGGAAGAGUUCCAGCAGCAUGAAUGCGACCUGACAUUCAUCUGCUUCGAAUGUACUCCGCUGAGGAAUCUGUGCACUCAUCAAAGGCUACUCAAUCAUCGUGCCAAAUUUCAUCGUGGCGUUAACUCUGGCUUCAAAUGUAACAUGUGUGCACAGAAAUUUCUGACACCGCGGAAACUCCGAAAGCAUAAAAAAAUGGCACAUGUCUUUACGAAAACAUUUGGUUGUCAUUUUUGUGAUGAAUUAUUCACCAGCGAAUGCUCCAAAGUUGUUUUUUGCGAGAAAAUUGGCGAAGCACUGGGGACUGUUUCGCCGCAAUGUCCAUUUUGCGACAAACGAUUCCGGAAUGAGGUUUCACUGAAGAAGCAUUUUGUGAAGAAGCAUCCUGAAGGCGUGGAAUUUGUUCAGUGCUUGCGAUGUUUCAAAGCAAUUAAAACAAAAGAAGAGUUUCAGCAGCAUGAAUGCGACCUGGUAAAUUUUAUUAGUUUCUGUAGAAAAUUAGAGAAAACGCCUAGCCAAAUGGUACUUCACGUACGUAGUAGAGUGGCGGAGGUAAAAUGAAG
This is a messenger RNA of Gongylonema pulchrum, 2050 nucleotides long. The record is from the annotation of a GenBank genome assembly. NCBI's taxonomy places the organism in Eukaryota, Metazoa, Nematoda, Chromadorea, Rhabditida, Gongylonematidae.